Messenger RNA from Phlebotomus papatasi, 1248 nucleotides. Its product is annotated as germinal-center associated nuclear protein. Bases 28 to 1020 code for a protein of 330 amino acids. Lineage: Eukaryota; Metazoa; Arthropoda; Insecta; Diptera; Psychodidae. Gene Ontology annotation, biological process: spindle assembly; centrosome duplication. The record is from RefSeq and is a predicted model, not a curated record. Gene Ontology annotation, cellular component: nucleus; spindle; centrosome. The transcript has 3 exons.
UUUCGUUCGAAAAUCACAAAAACAAAAAUGGAUUGUUUUGUUGAGGGAAUUUGUGAUAAAAUGUGCCCAGAAAAUGAGGUAAAACUGAGAAUCCGGGAAAUGCUUGUGCAUUUCUAUGAGAAAAACCCCAAAACCGGGAGGGUUGAAAAAGGGCGAAUGGUGAAGGCAUUUGCCAGAUCAGCUGCAGGAAAAGAGACCACAGCUCGGGAUUUGAGGACUUUUGGGGCACUGAGAAUGACCGUAGCCUACCUCUUAACUGAGAUCUUCCCGGAUGAGAGGAAAGCCUUCCAUUUUGUCUAUGAUUUCAUCUUUGACCGUCUCAGGGCUGUCCGGCAAGAGAUUGUGCAGCAAAAUCUCAGUCCUAGAGACACUCUGAUUCUCAUAGAACCCAUGAUCUACUUCAUGGUGGUCAGCAGAUACAAGUUAUGCGAGGAAUCCCUUGAAAACUUCGACCCAAAGAUCUGCAGGCAGCACACAAUGGAAUGCAUCCAAACAGCCCUGAAGUGCUACGACGAACUUCCAGAUCGUCCAAAUCGCCAGGUAAUUGAAUCAAUAUACUUACUGAUGAAUCUAGGAAAUCAGGCUGCUCUAGCUCGAGCACUGUCCCUUCCGGGGCUUGCAAGUUCGUCAGGAAUCUUCCUGACUUCCCUGAAAAUGUCCCUAUUUUGCUGGAGAAACAACUACUAUCGCAUCCUGACAAUAUGGAGCGAAUUGCCGACAAUUUGUUGCAUUGCUGCAGCGGAAACGAUUCCGGAAAUCCGUGGGAAACUCUUGGCGACAUUUGCCGUAGGUUUUCACAGCAAACAGCUAACAGUACCUCUGACCUGGCUGCAGAGAAUACUCAGAUACGGUGACAGGAGUCAGACAGAGAGAGAUCUGAGGCGAUUCGGUGUAGAAAUCAAUGGGACUGAUGCGAGAUUUGAUAAGACGAUGUUUGAAAAACGUGAGAAGUCUUUUCAUUCCCGGGAAGCUAUUGUUGAGGCUAAAUUGUUGACACAUCCAGUCACAUUUCCAAUUUAGCACUUGCACUUCAUCAUAAAUAAGAUGCAAUUGAUGCCGAUUAAAAAAAGAAGCAAGAAUAAUGCGUCUGAGAGAGACAAAGAAGAAAGGGAAAAUCAUUUUUUUCUAUGUACUGGGCUUCAUUGUGAAUAAUUUAAAGAAAAAAUAAUUUUUGAAUUCUUAAUCUUAAGAAAAGCUCUAGAAGACUGCAAUAAAAUUAUUAUAUUUUUUUUAAAUACCUGAGACAGA